Messenger RNA from Acipenser ruthenus (sterlet), 1210 nucleotides. RefSeq names its product DNA replication complex GINS protein PSF1-like. The transcript is spliced from 7 exons. Gene Ontology annotation, cellular component: GINS complex. NCBI's taxonomy places the organism in Eukaryota, Metazoa, Chordata, Actinopteri, Acipenseriformes, Acipenseridae. Gene Ontology annotation, biological process: DNA replication; DNA strand elongation involved in mitotic DNA replication. The record is from RefSeq and is a predicted model, not a curated record. Bases 225 to 815 code for a protein of 196 amino acids.
UUUGUUUCUCUGCCCGGGAAAGGCUGAUCUUAGCAAAACGAUUUGUAAAAGGAAAAGUGUCACACAGUUUAAAAAAAAAAAAAAAAAACACAACACAUCUGAGAAAAAACGACCUGGACUUACAACAUACAUUUCAAUUGUGGAGUACGUUUCCUAAAGUGCAAGCCAAACAUUUUUGUAUUAUUAUUAUAUUCUGUUCAGACGUGGUUGGCGCCCUCUGAAAAAUGUUCUGUGAAAAGGCUAUCGAGCUGAUAAGGGAACUCCAGCGAGCAUCUGAUGGUCAGCUACCGGCUUUUAACGAGGAUGGAAUUAGACAAGUUCUUGAAGAAAUGAAAGCACUGUACGAGCAGAAUCAAACUGAUGUGAACGAGGCAAAGUCUGAGGGAAGAAGUGAUUUGAUCCCAACAAUCAAGUUCCGUCAUUGCUGUCUGUUGAGGAAUCAGCGGUGCAUUGCAGCUUAUCUUUAUGACCGAUUGCUCCGUAUUCGGUCUCUAAGGUGGGAAUAUGGCAGUGUUCUUCCUACAUCCAUAAGAUUCCACAUGUGUGCUGAAGAGCUGGAAUGGUUUAACCAGUAUAAAAAGUCUCUUGCCACCUACAUGAGGUCAUUGGGAGGAGAUGAGGGUCUGGACGUCACACAGGACAUGCAGCCACCUAAGAGUCUGUACAUUGAGGUUCGUUGUUUGAAGGAUUAUGGAGAGUUUGAAAUUGAUGAUGGCACCACAAUUCUGCUUAAGAAAAACAGCCAGCACUUUCUUCCCCGAUGGAAGUGCGAACAGCUGAUUCGACAGGGAGUUCUGGAGCAUGUAAUGUCUUGAAUUGACUGAAGGCUGGAAAAAAGAUGAAACAUUUUAUCAUGUAUUUCUGAUGUUUGUAUGUGUUUAUAAAUAAAUAUAAUUUAGUUAUCUGAUGGUAUUGCCCACUGGUCUGUAUGUCGCACAGUUUUACCUAUAUCUUUAUAAAUGAUAUAUAUCUUUAUAAAUGAUAUAGGGUAAACAGCAUACAAUCCAGUACUUUCCUUGCAAUCAUGCAAUUGUUCUGUUUCGUUAUUUCCAUUCAAAACAAAUUAGAAAACAACAUACAGAUAAUCUUCAUCCAUAAAUUUAAAAAAUGUGAAACUUUUUAGUCCAGCAGACAAACAGUCUGCUUUCAUCACUGCAAGCUACAUGUAUUUUUGUUCAAAAAAAGAUUUAAACAUUAUUAAGGCCUGGUU